Molecule: messenger RNA, 1611 nt
Organism: Aspergillus steynii IBT 23096
Lineage: Eukaryota; Fungi; Ascomycota; Eurotiomycetes; Eurotiales; Aspergillaceae
Product: DUF3433 domain-containing protein
Exons: 2
Coding region: 1-1611 (536 amino acids)
Source: RefSeq, a predicted model, not a curated record
AUGGCAACGGCUCAAGGGAUGCCAGAUUGGAAACCGUUUUCUGUGCGGCCAUUCUACAUUAUCCUCUUGGCCAUCUUGUCGGCGGCACUGGCUACCGCCCAAGAACUACUCCUCCAAAAGUCCCGGAUUAAUGAGAAAAAAGGCAAUGGCCUGAUUCAUUAUAAUACGGAGGCUGAGAUUCCAAUCGGCCUGUUCAUUUGCUGGAAAUAUGUUCCCACGAUUGUCACUGUCGCAUAUGGCGUUAUGUGGCAGGUAGCCGACUAUGGAGUCCAACGCAUGGAGCCUUAUUACCAACUUUCGGGACCCACUGGGAAUACGGGUGAACGAACCAUUAACCUCGACUAUAUCACCAUGUUCGCCUACUUUGUUCCGUAUCAGGCGUUCCGUAAUCGCCACUGGGGUGUCCUUAUCUCCUCCAUGGGGACUAUAUUUGCCGCAACUGCGGCCCCGGCGCUGCAGAGUACGAGUAUCCGGACCGUGGAAAAUCCCAAAUGCCAUCAAGACUACCCAACCUACUGUGAUGGCGAGUACAGGUACUUUCUCCGUCUUGAAUACGGCUGGUCUCGUGCGGCAACUGUCACUAUGGGAGUUGGCGCAAUCCUGGCCGUGGUGCUUCUAUUCCACCUGCAGCGGAAAUCGGGCUUGUAUACUGACCCGCGCGGCCUGGCUGGCAUUGCGGCCAUGGCAGCGCAGUCACCGAUUCUGGCAGACUUUGAGACUAUGGAUAAUAACAUUCACGAUGACAUCCAUGAGAAACUCAAGGAUCGACGAUACAUUUUGAGAAACUUUCGGCUUGGGCUGCAGGGCGAAGGCGAAAUCAAGGAAAAGAUCGCCCCGGAUUCCUCGAAGCCGCGCGAGCCCGAAAGUCCUCUGCCUAUCAUCCUGCGACCUAUUUGGAUGAUCUCCUUCAUCGUCUUUCUCGGGGGCUGUCUCCCCUGGAUCCCCGUCGUGUGCUUCACCUCUCUAAACGUCAUCACUACUACAUUACCCUGGCUGCCUGUUCUCAUCUCUUCCAUCAUCCGACAGGUGUGGGCCACACUCGACUUCAACCUGAAGUUGAUGGAGCCAUACUACCGACUCUCCAAAGGAAACGAACGACCGGACAGAACAUUGACCCUGGACUACCAAGGCACACCCUACGGCAUCCUGCCCUGCAAAGCGCUCUGGAACGGCCACUAUCUCGUCGCCAUGGUAGGAUUUGGGACGAUCCUCGGCGACGUGCUCACCGUAACCCUCACAUCACUGUCCACGGCGACCGAAACGUACCGGACGUUCUCGAUCUCCGCGAUUCUUUCUAUCAUCAUCGUUUUUAUUCAUAUUUGCUCUGCUCUGGCGGUCUACUUCCGUCGUAGCAGACGUCCAUUUAUGCCUCGGCAGCCUGCCACCAUCGCGUCGAUUCUGGCCUUCAUUCACGAAUCGCGUCUGCUGGAUGACUUUGCGGGUACCGAGAUGUACACGAGCAAGCAGAUUCGCGAAAUGCUGGUUAUGAAGAACAAACGAUACUCGCUGGGCUGGUUCCAGUGUCGGGAUGGGAAGAUUCGUUGCGCUGUUGACCAGGAGCCUCGGGUAAGCAAAUAUAUUCAUGGGGAGGGUUAUACCCCUGAUCCUUAG